ACCCGGAAGUGGGUAGGCGCUGGAGAGAGCGCGCCCAGAGUGGAGCUCAGCGGCAGGGAGCCAGCGGGGGAGCCCUGGGUUCCCGACCAUGAAACCCUCGGGCACGCCCCGCCAGAAGCUGUUGUCCAAGACAAUCUAGUUUUCCUUCAUAAAUCUCUUAAAAACCCUUAUGAAGUUUCUUGUUCAGAAAUUGCUGUACUGCAAUGAAGAAAAGGAGAAAGGUUACUUCAGAUCUUGACGAGAAGAUCCAUCUAGGCUACCAUAAAGAUUCUUCAGAAGGAAAUGUUGCAGUGGAGUGUGACCAAGUGACCUGUACUCAUUCUACAGAAAGACCAACUCCUGAAGCUUUCCACUGUUACCAGGAACUUCCUCCCUCUCCGGAUCAGAGAAAGCUUUUGAGUUCUUUACAGUAUAAUAAGAAUUUGCUGAAGUAUUUAAAUGAUGAUAGGCAGAAGCAACCAUCUUUCUGUGAUUUACUUAUCAUAGUAGAGGGAAAAGAAUUUAGUGCACAUAAAGUAGUCGUUGCUGUUGGCAGUAGUUAUUUUCAUGCAUGUUUGAGUAAAAAUCCAAGCACUGAUGUUGUCACCCUGGAUCACGUAACACAUUCAGUCUUUCAGCAUUUGCUUGAAUUUCUUUACACAUCAGAAUUUUUUGUGUACAAAUAUGAAAUACCUCUCGUUUUAGAGGCUGCCAAAUUUUUAGACAUUAUAGAUGCAGUAAAGCUACUAAAUAAUGAGAAUGCUGCCACUUUUCAGUCAGAGCUAACUGAAAAGUCAUCACCAGAAGAAACACUAAGUGAGUUAACUGGAAGACUAUCAAAUAAUCAUCAGUGCAAAUUCUGUAGUAGACAUUUUUGUUAUAAAAAGUCCUUAGAGAAUCAUUUGGCUAAAACUCAUAGGUCCCUCUUAUUAGGGAAAAAACAUGGGUUAAAAAUGCUGGAGAGAAGUUUUUCAGCAAGAAGAUCAAAAAGGAAUCGGAAGUGCCCUGUUAAGUUUGAUGACACUAGUGAUGAUGAACAAGAAAGUGGUGAUGGGUCAGACAAUUUGAAUCAAGAAAGUUUUGAGAAGGAAAAGUCGGAUAGAAAUGAUUCUGAGGAUCCUGGAAGUGAAUAUAAUGCCGAAGAAGAUGAGCUAGAAGAGGAAAUGUCAGAUGAAUAUUCUGACCUGGAAGAACAAAGUGAAAAAGAUAAUGAUGCAGAAGAGGAACCUGAAGCUGGUGAUUCUGUAGGAAACAUUCAUGAAGGGUUAACUCCAGUAGUCAUUCAAAACAGUAACAAAAAAAUAUUGCAGUGUCCUAAAUGUGAUAAAACAUUUGACCGAAUAGGGAAAUAUGAAAGCCACACCCGUGUGCACACAGGUGAGAAGCCCUUUGAGUGUGAUAUUUGUCACCAGCGCUACUCAACAAAGUCUAACCUAACUGUUCACAGAAAGAAGCACAGCAGUGAAACAGAAUUUCAUAAGAAGGAGCACAAGUGCCCUUAUUGUAAUAAACUUCAUGCAAGCAAGAAGACUUUAGCCAAGCAUGUAAAGAGAUUUCAUCCUGAAAAUGCACAAGAAUUUAUUUCCAUUAAGAAGACUAAAAGUGAAAGUUGGAAAUGUGACAUUUGUAAGAAAUCUUUUACUCGAAGACCACACUUGGAGGAACAUAUGAUUCUGCAUUCUCAAGAUAAGCCUUUUAAGUGCACCUAUUGCGAAGAACAUUUCAAGUCACGGUUUGCACGGUUAAAACAUCAGGAAAAGUUCCAUCUGGGUCCUUUUCCAUGUGAUAUUUGUGGUCGGCAAUUCAAUGACACUGGAAAUUUGAAACGCCAUAUAGAAUGUACUCAUGGUGGAAAGAGAAAAUGGACUUGCUUUAUUUGUGGGAAAUCAGUACGAGAAAGAACCACUUUAAAAGAACAUUUGAGAAUCCACAGUGGAGAAAAGCCUCACCUUUGUAGUAUCUGUGGGCAGAGUUUCCGACAUGGAAGUUCAUACAGACUUCACUUACGAGUACAUCAUGAUGAUAAAAGAUACGAAUGUGAUGAAUGUGGGAAAACAUUUAUUCGUCAUGACCACCUCACUAAGCACAAAAAAAUACAUUCAGGUGAAAAGGCUCAUCAGUGUGAAGAAUGUGGAAAAUGUUUUGGCCGGAGAGAUCAUCUCACUGUGCAUUACAAAAGUGUGCACCUUGGAGAAAAGGUGUGGCAAAAAUAUAAAGCAACAUUUCAUCAAUGUGAUGUUUGUAAGAAGAUUUUUAAAGGAAAAUCGAGUCUGGAAAUGCAUUUUCGGACACAUUCAGGUGAAAAACCAUACAAGUGUCAAAUUUGCAAUCAAUCUUUUAGAAUUAAGAAAACUUUAACGAAACACCUAGUUAUUCAUUCUGAUGCCCGGCCUUUCAACUGUCAGCACUGCAAUGCAACAUUUAAGCGGAAAGACAAGCUAAAAUACCACAUUGACCAUGUUCAUGGAAUUAAGUCUCCUGAUGAUCCUCUCAGUACUUCUGAGGAAAAACUUGUGUCUUUGCCAGUGGAGUACUCAUCAGAUGAUAAACUCUUUCAAACAGAAACAAAACAAUAUAUGGACCAACCCAAAGUUUAUCAAUCAGAAGCCAAGACUAUAUUACAGAACGUGUCUGCCGAAGUGUGUGUUCCAGUAACACUGGUUCCAGUUCAGAUGCCUGACCCUCCGAGUGAUCUGGUUCAGCACACUACUACACUUCCUCCAUCCUCUCAUGAGAUCCUGUCACCACAGCCACAGAGCACUGAUUAUCCACGUGCAGCUGACUUAGCUUUUCUGGAAAAAUAUACCCUUACUCCUCAGCCUGCAAAUAUCGUUCAUCCAGUACGACCUGAACAAAUGCUAGAUCCUAGAGAUCAGUCUUACCUUGGAACAUUACUGGGCCUUGAUAACACUACUGCUGUUCAAAAUAUUUCUGCUAAUGAACAUCAUCCAUGAGAAAACAUUCCACAGACUUUUUGAUGGUUAUGUGCUAAUGGUAGCCAAAAGCUGGUGGCUUUUAAAUUAGUAGGGCUGUUGCUAUUGUUUUUUUUUUUUCUAAUUUUCUCUAGUUUCUCAAAUCCUCAGAAAAUUUCAAAUCAAGAAAACUGUUAACUGAACAUAUGGAUAUUUGGACAUACUUUGGCAUAAUAUUUAAAUGUUUUUGUGAUUUUUAAAAUUAGUGCUAAUUUUUAAUGGUUCUUAAACUUUUCAGAAUUAUUAGCUGCUGGUAUUAUUGGGUGUUUUUUUGUAAUCAUAAGUGGAAAUUUUUAUUUAGUCUCCUUUUUUCUCUUUCCCAUCUUACAAAUAAGUCUAAGGAUCAUGUAGCCAUUAAGAAGGAAUGUGAGAAUAUACUGAUAAUUGCAACUGUUCUGUAUCCUAAUUUAAGAUUUAUUAUUUCAUCCAGAUUUUUAAAACUGAAAUUAGAAAUCUGAAGAUAUAAGAAAGUUUGGGGUAUUUCUGUGUUGUCUUGACAUCUAUCCAUAAUUUUAAGUUAUCAUUCUCCUUUGGACUUUAGACAGACUCAGCCAGAAAGCUAACAGGCAAGAUUAACAUGCUAAAAAAAUUUCAGGAUUGAAGUGAUGAUCUGGAUAAGUUAAUUUUGCUUAUACUUCAAUUACUUUGAACAACUAGUGGCAAAUAUAGGUUUAGGCAUUGAAUUAUACAAGCUGAAAAUGUGUUGAAAGAAAAAUAUGCCAUCUUUAGGUAUCUCCAAGGUAAGUUCAUUUUUUGUACUUUAUCGUUUAUUUCAGAAACAUUAACAAUAUAUCACAACAUAUAUCUUCAUCCCACUAAGUAAGGGGCAGUUAAAACUAAUGUACUUAUUUUAACAUGCUACUUCGGGUUUUAUUUCAUUUGUCAAAUUGAAACUGGGAAACAGAACCUACAUAUUUUAUGUAUGAUUAUUAGAAAGUGCCAAACAGAUUGUGAAAUUUGCACCUAAUUUAACCUAAUAUUGUUGAACUAAAUGGAACUACUACUACUUGUGUACAGAUUUACAUCCAACCCAGAUCUUUAUUUUUGCUUUCAUAUAAUCCUAAUAGCUAUAUAAUUAUCCUUGAUUCUUAUUUUUGUAUGAAACAAAAGUCAAGAACUUGUUGAAAGGAAGUAGCAAUUGCAGCAAAACCUCACUUAUUAAAUUCAAUUAAGGAAAGUUCAGAAUUGUAAGAUACCUUUAAAGAUGUGCACUUUCCAUAUUUUCAAGUCAAUUUAAACUUAAACUAUCAUAAUGUUUCCUAUUAGGGUGCUUGAAGAUUAGUCUAGGCAGGAUUGAUUUACUGUUAACUUGCUGUUUGUAUAUAGAGGAUUGGAUAAUACCAAUUUUAAAAGUCCUGUAUUUCAGUUUUGUUUACACUUCUAAUUCUUUUAAGCACUUUUUUGUGUGUAAACUAUAAAGUCUGGCCUGGCCCUUGUGAAAAAAAUCACAAAUAAAAUAGUGAACUUUCAGUGAGUAAAAUUUAACCAGUUAGUAAUAGAGGAAACUUUUAAAGCACUUAAGAAAUGAAGGUACUUUAUAGGAACAUUUGCCAUAUUACUGAUGAUGAAAGAAACAAUGUUGGGAAUUGAGGCAGUUAACCAAAGUAGUUGAUAUAAAUAAUAAAACCAACCUGAGUUUUGCCUUAUUUACCAAGGUUUGGUUGUAAUUAUCUUAGGACCAGUAGGCAUAAUUGCUGUAUUAUUUCUUCUUUUGAAGCAUUCUUAUUUACUUUGUGUGGAAAUGUAAUAUCUGGGGUACUCACAUGAUUGAGCUUGAUUAUAUGAGGUACUAUUAGUCUCUUAGUCCUUAAAAUUGAUUGCAAAAGAUACAUCUUUAUGAUUUUUAUCAUUAAACUGACAAGAUUUUAACUAAAAAUCAUACUAUAGUGAAAGAAAUCUUACCUAAAAAUAUGCUGUGCUUUAUGUAUAAGCUAAUACAAAAAAAUUUGGACUUACAAAAAGGCAAAUGGUAUAUAUGUGUGCGUGUGUGUGUGUGUGUGUGUGUGUGUGUGUAUUAUAUGGUAUAUUGUAUAUUUGGUGGCAAAAAGGGAAUAUUGCAUUUUCACAUUGAAAAGAAUACUGUGCAUUUUGAAGGUAUUUAGGGUUCUUUUAAUAAUAAUAUUCUAAUGCUUUAAAUAUAUGUUUUAAUUGUAGGAAUUGGUUUACGUAGAACUUUUCUGGAACACAUCUCUUAUGUAAAGUGAAUACAUUUGUAUAAUAGUAUUUAGUUAUUUUAGGUAACUUAAACUUGAAUAGUGGUUUACUGUUUUCUAAAAUGCCUUCACAUGUUACUUCAUCUGAACCUCAUAACCAGCUCUAAAAUAGAAAGAACAUAACAUAUUCCUGCUUAGAAAGAAUCUGAUGUUAAGGUUAAAGGAUCUAUUUAAGCUCAUGAGGUCAAAAUGGCAGAGCUACUAGGAAGAAAAGAAGAAAGAUAGCAUUGCUGAAUGCUUACCAUGUGCUAGGCACUGCAUUCUCUCCUAACCCAGUCUUAGAGGUAGGUAGAUACUUAGGAAAAAAAAAAUAGGUGGGCAAAAUAACAAGAAGAAAGUUAAUCUGCUGCCUAUAAUUUCUAAAAGUAUCUGACAGUUUUUAGAUUGGGAAAACCUCAUGGAUUUGGGCAAACUGAAUGUAUAUAAGCUUUUGAAGUUGGCACAAAAAGUAUAAAAUGAGGCCUAUGGUUUUUAGUUGAUCUUUCUAUAAGUUUAAAAUCCAUUUAUUUUGUAACUAUACUUAAAAUUUUGAAUCUUGCAAUUAAGUUUAGCCUCAUUGAGAAUUUUUUAUUUUAUGAGCAUAAUUUAUUGUUUUAAAUUAAUUUCUUAGCAGGUAGAAGUUAGCACUUAAUCUGUAAAUUGAAUAAUUUAUCAAGUGCAGAAAUUUAUUAACGUAAUCCAUUUUGACUUAAAUGCACCAAAGAUUUUUAGUAGGUAUUAAACCAUUUAAAAGAAUUUAAAUUCUUAGUUGUUUGAAUAAAUAUUUGUCCAAAGAAGCACAGUUGAAGUCCUAGGAUAAUGGAUUUUUAAAAAAUCAUUAGUUUGAAUACUAAGAUUAAGUAUUAAAUGUUUGUGUUUGUUUGUAUGUAUAAAAAUAAGAGCAAAAGAAAAUACUCUGGGAAUAGUCAGACUGACAAACCAUUUACAGUAAGAAUACUGUUUUCCUUGAUUUAAUUGAAUGUUAUUUUUUGUUUUAGUGAACACUAUUAAAUGUUAAACAAUAAGCUUAUUUUUCACACUACAUUAUCAAAAUAAUUUUUGCCUUAGAAUUUUUUUAGGUCAAGUUGAGGUUAUUUUUAUAAGAAACUCAACCUAUUUUUUACAGCCUAAAAUACGAUUUUAGGUUAGGAUUUCUUCUUCAUGCCAGCAAGAUAAAACCAACUAUCAAGGUAGUAAGUAAUCUUUGCAUACUUUUAAGUAAUCAACAUUUAUUGUGGAGAAAAGAGGAGUAGCAAAAAAAAAAAAAUUAUAUAUUGGUGCUUUAGUAACAUGAUGGUAGGUCAUAAAGUAAGUACAUUGAUCAUUUUCUGUCAACCUUAAAAAGUGUCAAAACAUCUUUGCAGAGUAAGUUUAAAAUGUUAGAGAAGGGUUAAUAUAUAAUUAAAUAUCAUUUAUUGCCUUUUACUCUGCAGUGGCAAAAAAGCAAUGAAACUGGUGUGUUUAUAUUGUUGAGUUUGCUUCCCACCGUAUCACUCCAAUAUAUUAUUGAUGAAAAGUCAGACUUUGAGCUCUAGCUCUUUGACAGUGUCCUUUUAUGCCAUCUUUCUUUGUGCCUUUUCAAAGUGUUGUAGUUGGUUAGACUUGAAGUUAGAGUGUACUUGUUAAUAAAUGAUUUGUGUUUUCUUUUUGGUUUGGGUUUUGUUUGUUUGGUUAUGGGUCUUAUAUUUGUGUUGCCUGCUGGUUGGGCAAUAACUUUUUUUUUUAGGUUGGUCAUUGUUUAUGUAGGAAAAUUAGCACUAAGUACUAGAAAAAAUUUGGUUUAUGAUUUAUAUAUCAUUUUUUAAAGAAUUUUAUUGUGGCCUUUGUAGUUACUAUGAAGCCACUUUUGGGCCUGUCUCUAGAUGCUUAUUAGAAGGAUCUGACAAAUAAAAUAAAAUGAGUAGUGUGUAUCUCUCUCUUUCUCUCUUUCUCUUUUUAAUAACCAGUUACUGUAACUAUACAGCUCUGCGUGGAGUUACUUCUUUCUUCGGUUUGCCUAAAACUGAACAAGAGGUACUUGUUUGAGAUGGGUUUCUCAUCUUGAGCAUCAGUAUCACAACCAACUGAUAACUUGAGUUGAUUAACUCAGAAAAAUUGAAGACCUUUAACAGUCAUAGUCUAAGACCUAGUGCCAAAUUUAAAGUGACUGAAACUGUAUUCUUUAAGAACAUGUAGCAUUUCCAAAACUUAAGUAGUAUUAUGAUAUAUGUUACUCACAAUUAGAGUAAGUAAUGGAGAGUGCAAAAAUAAUUUUCUAAACAACUUCUAGGAACUCAGUAAUUCCAUAGAUCCUACCCUUUUUUCUUACACAUUUCUCUUGAUAUAGUCUGUAGUGUUAUUUUGGGGACGCUCCCUUAUUUCCUCUAAAAUAUUUUUACUCAAGAUUCUUUGUCCCUACAAUAUUAGCAUGCUUUGUGCUCUAGCAUUAAUAAAAUAGAAAUAACAGAAUUAGGUUGUGUAAAAGAUAAGAAAAAGAUGGUUUUGAUAGAGUUCUUAGAUUUGCUUACCCUUCAUGUUUUCAACUUGCUGUGUUUUGAUCUUAAUUGUGACUUAAAAAAAUCCCACAAUUUUAAUUAAUUCUCUGCAGCCACUUAAGUACAGAGAAAUUAAGGGUUUUACUUAGACAAUAAAGUUCAUAUAACAAUGAAUAUAACCUCUUUUUUGAAUUAGAUUUUUAAAACAGUAAUUGCAGUGCUUGUAUUACUGUUGGAGAUUCUAAAACACUUUCUGCAGAGCAUGUACACAUAUCAUCAUUACUCAGCCUCUGCUUGAUAUUCCUGCUUGCAUUACAGUCAGUCAGUGUACUGUGUGUAAUUAUGACAUUUUUAUUCCGUCUAACAAUCAGACUUUUUCUUAGCCCUAUAGAUAAAACGGUUACAUUGGAUGAGUGUGACUGCCAAAAAAAACCGAUACAAAGCUGGAUAUAUAGCUCCUCCAUGCUGUGUAAUAAAUGUUAUGAUUAAGGGGGUUUAUGGUGUACAUUAAAGUAGAAAUGCUUUUGAACUUGCCUUUAGUCUCAGAUCAUAAUUUUUGUUUUUAAUUAAGAACACUUUAAAAGCAAUUACAAAGAAAAUCUAAAAUAUCAAAAUUCAUCAUUGUCAACCAUGUGUCGAAGUAUCUUGUGAGUUUUAAUAGUUAUUUUGUUUGUCUCAUGUUUCUUAAGUAUAAAUGUCUUUAUAGAAAAAUUCAGUUCUCUGUGAAGAAUAGGAAGUGUCUUGUAUAUUGAAUUAGUUCCUUGUGUUAUUUUGAUAUUUAAAAUAAAUAGAAAGUUCUUUGGUCCUAAUAAAAA
This is a messenger RNA of Chinchilla lanigera (long-tailed chinchilla), 8432 nucleotides long. It is a transcript of the gene Zbtb41, whose product is annotated as zinc finger and BTB domain containing 41. The transcript has 11 exons. Bases 204 to 2933 code for a protein of 909 amino acids. NCBI's taxonomy places the organism in Eukaryota, Metazoa, Chordata, Mammalia, Rodentia, Chinchillidae. The record is from RefSeq and is a predicted model, not a curated record. Gene Ontology annotation, cellular component: nucleus. Gene Ontology annotation, biological process: regulation of transcription by RNA polymerase II. Gene Ontology annotation, molecular function: RNA polymerase II transcription regulatory region sequence-specific DNA binding; protein binding; DNA-binding transcription factor activity, RNA polymerase II-specific.